Messenger RNA from Mercurialis annua (annual mercury), 1838 nucleotides. RefSeq names its product beta-glucuronosyltransferase GlcAT14B-like. Gene Ontology annotation, molecular function: glucuronosyltransferase activity. Gene Ontology annotation, cellular component: membrane. Lineage: Eukaryota; Viridiplantae; Streptophyta; Magnoliopsida; Malpighiales; Euphorbiaceae. The coding region runs from base 278 to 1537 and encodes 419 amino acids. The record is from RefSeq and is a predicted model, not a curated record. The transcript has 5 exons.
CAUAUUCAUACGCAUAUAUAACACAGACACACAUUCAUUCUCCCUCUGUUUUUUUUGUUAAAGUUUCUGCCUUUUCCUUUAACUCAAGUUUUCUUGAUUCCUACCCACAAAAUUUCCCCAGCUGCAGCAUUACAAUUUAGCAAGGAGUUAUUUUGGAGGUCAAUCUUGACUUUAAGUGAAUAUUGAUUAUUAUCCGACGGGGUGAGACGAUGAACGAAUGAACGAUGAAAAUGGGGAUGUGAAGAUUGGUUAUUAGAGCCCAUGAUAAGGUAUUGCAAUGGGGUCCCUAAACAUGGAGAAGAAAUGGGUGUUUCCUCUAGUUAUAAGCUCUCUCAUAUGCGUGUUCCUUUUAGCAACUUCCUUCAACAUGGGUCUUAUUUCUUCAUUGCAUACUAUUAAUCGAAUAUUUAACAUUUUUCCGUCGAGAGGGAACCUAUCCUCCGAAGCUUAUGCGGAAACGAAAAUUGCGCAAUCUCAACCUCAACCACCUCAGAAUCCUGGACUUCCGAGAUUUGCUUACUUGAUUUCUGGGUCUAAAGGUGAUUUGGAUAAGCUUUGGAGGACUCUUCAUGCGCUUUACCAUCCGAGGAAUCAAUAUGUUGUUCAUUUAGAUUUGGAGUCUCCGGCAGAGGAAAGACUAGAGCUUGCUUCUCGAGUGGAAAAACAUCCUCUGUUUACCACGGUUGGGAAUGUGCACAUGAUCAACAAAGCUAAUAUGGUUACCUAUAGAGGACCAACAAUGGUUGCCAAUACGCUUCACGCUUGUGCUAUUCUUCUAAAGCAAAGUAAGGAGUGGGAUUGGUUUAUCAACCUCAGUGCUUCCGAUUAUCCUCUUAUAACUCAAGAUGAUCUUCUUGAUACGUUUUCAACCAUAAAUAGAAAUUUGAAUUUUAUCGAGCAUUCAAGUCAGUUGGGUUGGAAAGAGGAUAAACGUGCAAUGCCAUUGAUUGUAGAUCCGGGGCUCUACUCAACAACAAAGACAGAUAUAUACUGGGCCACUCCACGUAGAACUUUGCCAACGACAUUCAAAUUAUUUACUGGUUCGGCAUGGAUGAUUCUCACUCGUUCGUUUGUAGAGUAUUUAAUUUGGGGUUGGGAUAACUUACCGAGAAUUUUACUCAUGUACUACACAAACUUCAUCUCAUCUCCAGAAGGCUAUUUUCACACUGUGAUAUGCAAUGUGCCUGAAUAUGCUCAGACGGCUGUCAACCAUGAUUUGCACUACAUUUCUUGGGACAAUCCCCCAAGGCAGCACCCGCACACACUUUCCAUUAACGACACUCAGAAAAUGAUCGACAGCGGUGCUGCAUUCGCUAGAAAAUUCAGACACAACGAUCCUGUCUUGGAUAAGAUCGAUAAUGAUCUACUCCGUCGCAAGGAAGGGAGCUUUACUCCUGGUGGGUGGUGUUCUAAUUCCGAAUGUUUAAAGGUUGGGGACCCAGAUAAAAUUAAACCGAGUCCAGGAGCUGACAGAUUUAAACGCCUCAUAGCUAGGGUAGCUUUGUCAUCGCAGCGGAAACAAAACCAAUGUAAAUAGAUUUAUCAUUGUUCUUUCUUCGCAGAUGGUACCAUAUUGGAAGAUGCUCAUAAUUUUGAUGCCAGGGUUGCAUUCUUCUCCGGAUCGAAGGUAUGCUGAUAUCGAUACGAUCGAUUAUUGCAAUGAUCAUAAUUUAGAAUAGCACAAAUUCUCCUUUUUUUUUUGUAGGUUCUAUUCUAUAAGAUCUACUGAACUUCCAUAUCUUACAUUUUUUUCAGAUAACAGUAUACGCCACUUCUGUAUUUUCCUUUCAAUUUUUUCAGUAUGGGAAUAAUUAGAACAUUAUCGUUUGCUCACUCAA